Molecule: messenger RNA, 2533 nt
Organism: Sitodiplosis mosellana (orange wheat blossom midge)
Lineage: Eukaryota; Metazoa; Arthropoda; Insecta; Diptera; Cecidomyiidae
Product: protein abrupt-like
Exons: 4
Coding region: 503-2185 (560 amino acids)
Biological process (GO): regulation of transcription by RNA polymerase II
Cellular component (GO): nucleus
Molecular function (GO): protein binding
Source: RefSeq, a predicted model, not a curated record
UCAUUCGUUUUUCUAAUGGAGAAACGAAAAAUCUGUGUUAGAGUAGCGAAAAUCGGAUUGUUGCGAUUCGCUUCAUAGAAAAUACUAUAAGCUUAUAUUUCGCUCUGCUUGUCCAUUUUGCAACUAAAUGUGUUGUUCUUUUCUUUAAUCGUUCUGUUUCCAAUUUUUGACUCUAAUUUUUGAUAUUAUCGAAAUGUGUUCUCAUGUUGUACUUUUGUUUCCCAAGAAUUCCGUUUCCAAUCUCCAAAAAUACCAAACACAUUGAACAUGAUGGGCAACACCUCAAAUGAUAUCGCCCUGAUAAAUAAACAGCUCAACAACUUGCCGUUUGUUUAAAAGAUCCGAAUUUCAUUUGUCGUUGUACCCUUGAAAGUGUGUGACCGACGUUGAGUUGCGUUGGCUUAUCACAACGGAAUUCGUACAUAAACAUUUGCAUCAAAUGUUGCAUGCACAUUACAAAUAAUCGUGUGGUGGAUGUGUGAAAGAGCCAAAUAUCACGAACAUGUUGAUCUUGUGCAUCGCUGUGCUAGUCAUUUUGAAAGAUGUGCCAUGCACGGUGAUGACAGAGCUGCUUCAAUUCAUGUACCAAGGCGUGGUGAAUGUCAAACACACCGAAUUGAAUUCGUUUAUGAAAAUUGCACAGCAGCUUCAGAUCAAAGGGCUUCACACAUCAUCGAAGCAAGAGGUGCACCAAAGUCAAUCACAUCAUCAUGCACAGAAAUCACCAUCCAGCCCGGUCGGCAGUUACAGUUCGAAAAGUGCAAUUGACAACUACUCGAAUGCAUUCCACUCGAGUUCAUUGAUUGGACAAAAACGUGCAGCGCUCGACUAUAGCAGUGGCCAUAGUGAAAGUGCAACAUCGAAAAAACAUUUGAAACGAUCAUCGGAUAGCGUUGACAAUGACAUUAGCGCCGAAUCCAUGGAAAAUCUGAGCUCCGAAGAUGGUUUUCCCAUUCCACAAAUUUCAAUGAUCGAAUCCGGACGAUUCGAUUUGUCCAAUGUGAAACGAGAAAGCGGUGAAUCGCCCAGUAGCAAUAGAAAUCUCGCGGCACCAUACAACUUCGAAUAUAGCCGUUUGGCAAAUGCUGGAAGCAGCACGGGCGCAGGAAGCAGCUCAUCAUCAGCCAUUAACGCCAACCACAUGGAUAUUCCAACCGGUGGAAAUAUAACGAUGCUUUCGUCGACAUCGUUAUUGCAUGGCAAUUGCAUUUUCAAUCGCAAUAAUACAGUUGCUACUCAGCAAGGCAUGAAAACCUAUUGGUUGUGCAAAUCGUAUCGAAUAACAAUGUGCAGAGCACGGUGUAUAACGCAUCAGAGCCGUGUAAUAUCGGCCACUGGAAUGCAUAACCAUCAACCGCAUAUGAAAGGAUCUUAUCAAAAUUCGGAGUUCGUUCAAAAUGGUAGUGCAACGAAUGUGUCGAAUAAUGGCCACAGUAUAUCGGUUUCAAUGAGAUUGCCGUUCGUGAUUCCUGCAACAGUCUCUUCAACACCAGCCACUGAGAAUCAAUCUUCAGCUCAAACAAAUAUCCUAUUACCAGUGACGUCACAGCAUCAGGAUGUGUCGAAUCAUAUGGUCGGUGAGACUCAAUCGCAAGAACCGAAUCAUACACAUGUUCACCACCAUUUGCCACCAGUGAGCCAAUCUCAACAUCAUCAUAGUGAACAUAUGCCACAGUCAUCAACCUCUUCGUCUUUACUGCAAAAUAUGAUGCAAAACGCGAUGUCCCACAAUAAUUUGAUGAAUAUAACGAAUAUGGUGCCCAUUCUGAAUCCAAUGCAAAGCCAUACACAUUUGACACAUAUGCAUAGUUCGCAACUAUCGAAUGAAUUACACCCGACGCCUAGUCAAGGCCAUGAAAAUAGCCAGAAUUUGCACAGUCCAGAUUCGCCGCGAAAUUCUAUGCAUCAUGCUCAGCUUGUUAGAGCGCACAUGUCGGUUGAUGCUAACCGAAUGCCACCGAAUCACUCACAAUCGGGCAGCUCAAUGCACACACAUCAACAACAUCACCAUCAUCAUCGGGCGACGCAAUCCAGUGAAAGCAACGACCACGCCGUUAGACUGUCACCUCCCAAUGAUACACAACUUCAACAAGACCAAAUCACUCCCGAUUCCAAUCCGGCCGUUCAUCUUUCACUCGGAAGUGACAUGAACAAUUCACAGUCUUUUAAACUUGAACAUAUUUAGUUUACUUCCAGGAAAUAAGCGUGAAAAAUAGAAAAAAAAACUAUCUUCAAGUAGAAUGGAACUCAUUUAGAAUGUAAAAAUAUCCGUCUAGAGAAUGUUUGCUAUACAUCGUUACCAUUCGUUAGAGUCAAGUGAUUUGAAUAUGUUAUAAAAUAAUUUCUAAAGUAGAAUGGGACAUUAUUUUGUUAUGUAAUUUAUUUAGAUCGUUCGAGAAAUCGAUCAUUAUGAGCCAGUAGAUUUUAAGACUUCUUUUGAUUGGGAUACACAGUUUCAAACUCGAUCUACUUUAAUUUUAAAUAUAUAAUACAUCAAUUUGAUUUGGUCGAAAUAAUCAACGAUUAUUUUAAA